AUGGUCAAGGCCGUCGUUCUCGGUGCCGCUGGUGGCAUUGGCCAGCCGUUGUCUCUGCUCUGCAAGAUCUCUCCUCUCAUCGACGAGCUUGCUCUCUUUGAUGUCGUCAACACACCUGGCGUCGCUGCCGAUCUGUCUCACAUCUCCUCCGUCGCUGGUGACUUCAAGGGCGAGAAGCCAGAGACGGAAGAGGCAAAGAAACAAGCCUUGACAGGCGCAGAUAUUGUCAUUAUUCCAGCUGGUGUUCCCCGGAAACCUGGAAUGACCCGUGAUGACCUGUUCAAGACCAACGCUGGCAUUGUCAAGGAUCUGAUCGUUGCUUGCGCAAAGUACUGCCCCAAGGCGUCCAUCUGUGUCAUCUCCAACCCUGUCAACUCCACCGUCCCAAUCGCUGCUGAGGUUCUCAAGGAGGCUGGUGUCUUUGACCCCAAGAAGCUCUUUGGUGUCACCACUCUCGAUGUCGUUCGUGCUCAGACCUUUGUUGGAGACAUCACUGGCGAGAAGGAUCCCCGCAAGCUCACAAUUCCUGUCGUAGGAGGACACUCCGGCAACACCAUCGUUCCCGUGUUCAGCCAGGCCAAGCCACCGGUGGACAUUCCCGCUGACAAACUCGACGCACUGGUCAACCGUGUCCAAUUUGGAGGUGAUGAGGUUGUCAAGGCCAAGGACGGUGCUGGAUCUGCAACCUUGUCUAUGGCAUAUGCUGGAUUCAGAUUCGCCGAAUCCCUCUUGAAGGCAGCUAAGGGUGAGAAGGGCAUCGUGGAGCCAACCUUUGUCUACCUGCCUGGCGUCGAAGGUGGUGACGCUAUCGCCAAGGCAACUGGCUGCGACUUCUUCUCUGUCCCCGUCGAACUCGGCCCCAAUGGAGCUGAAAAGGCCAUCGACAUUCUCAGCAGUGCCAACGACUAUGAGAAGAAGCUCCUCGAUGAGGCCAUCAAGGGUCUAAAGACCAAUAUCGAGGCCGGUGUCAGCUUCGUCAAGAACGCACCAAAGUAUGUGUAUACCCCUGUCCCCUUUCCCUGUCCGACUCGCCUGACAAUUCUCGUAGGUAGGACGUGA
This is a messenger RNA of Exophiala spinifera, 1059 nucleotides long. RefSeq names its product malate dehydrogenase, NAD-dependent. Gene Ontology annotation, cellular component: cytoplasm. Bases 1 to 1059 code for a protein of 352 amino acids. The transcript has 5 exons. The record is from RefSeq and is a predicted model, not a curated record. Gene Ontology annotation, biological process: tricarboxylic acid cycle; malate metabolic process. Gene Ontology annotation, molecular function: L-malate dehydrogenase (NAD+) activity. Lineage: Eukaryota; Fungi; Ascomycota; Eurotiomycetes; Chaetothyriales; Herpotrichiellaceae.